This is a messenger RNA of Mycena citricolor, 2046 nucleotides long. NCBI's taxonomy places the organism in Eukaryota, Fungi, Basidiomycota, Agaricomycetes, Agaricales, Mycenaceae. The record is from the annotation of a GenBank genome assembly.
CAAUCAAGUCAAGCCAACAUGCCCACUCUCUCCACAGGCAAAGUUCUCGUCUCCGGCGCCAACGGAUUCAUCGCCGUCUGGGUUGUCCGCACAUUUUUAGAAGAAGGAUACGCCGUGCGCGGCACCGUGCGGUCUGAAGACAAGGGGAAACAUCUCAUCGAGACCUUCAAGUCGUACGGCGACAAGUUCGAGGUCGUCGUGGUGCCGGACAUUACCGCGGAUGGCGCAUUCGAUGAGGCUGUCAAGGGAGUUCAAGCGAUCGCGCACACUGCCUCCCCGUUCCAUUUCCAGGCGGAGGAUCCAGCCGUUCUGAUCGACCCUGCGGUGAAGGGUACUGUGGGGAUGCUCAAGAGUGUGCUGAAGAAUGGGAAGGACGUCAAGCGCAUCGUCGUGACAUCCUCCGCCGCAGCUAUUGUCAGCGUGUAUCCUGAACCGACGCAUUUCAGCGAGGAGAACUGGAAUGACCAAUCCGUUGAGGAAGUGGAGAAGCUCGGUCGGAAGGCAUCCGUGAUCUCGAAGUACCGGGCCAGUAAAACGCUGGCUGAGCGCGGCGCUUGGAACUUCGUCAAAGAACAUGCGAGUGAGAUUGGGUGGGACCUUACCGUGCUCAACCCUCCCCUCGUUCUGGGGCCCGAGAUCCACGCCGUCUCCACCCCUGCCGAGCUCAACACCUCUUCGCGCAUGAUGUAUCAGGGUCUGACCCAGGCAGGGGCGACCGUCGGCGGAGGGAGCUGGGUCGACGUUCGCGACCUGGCUUUGGCCCAUGUGCGUGCUAUUCAGAAGGAGGAGGCUGGCGGGGAGCGCAUCAUUGUCUGCGAGGGAACCUACACAUGGCAAGACAUGAUCGACGCGCUGCCCCCGGCUGCUGUCGCGUCCGGGAAGUAUCAGAAGGGAACACCUGGAUCUGGCAAGGACUUCAAGCAGAUGACCACGUACGAUAACUCGAAAGGUUUGCGCAUCCUUGGGAUCAAGUACCGCACGGUGAAAGACGUGACCGCGGACACGGUUGCGCAGUGGGAAGGCAGAGGCUGGUGAAGAUGUCGCCUUGUAGAUGUCGCCGAGUCGAAGUAACAUGCAAGAUUACAGAAACGCUAGAUAAGAUAAUGCAAUAUGACAUCUUAUCUUUCCGGAAGUUGUUAUCGGUAUGCAAGUUACUGACAUCAUCGGAAAGUCCUGAGGAGACUAUUUCCGUGCAAUACUGGUCACAGGGACCGUUUCCUGCCAGAACCUAUUCAAUCCUUCCGAUCGAGCGCAAUACAGAUCUGGAUAGCUGUGAAUGCCCGGGACAACCCGUUCCCAGUGUAUGCACCUGGUGCGAUGCCCGACAUACCCCGUUCCCAGUACGUACCCUCGUACGAUGCAGUCGGACAGACACAUGGUCACUGCAAACCUAAGAAUAGACAAAUGAUGAGGAAAGCCGGAGGGAGAGACGUGGAAACCGUUGUAUGCUGGGAGCAGACCAAGUGUGCUUCAGAGGCUGGCUCAUUCCCCAGCCAAAGCUGAACCUUCUUUGGCCGCUUUAGGAAGGUUGUCGGAUAUAGACUGUCCUCCGCGCGCCCAUCAAGUUUCCAUCGAAAGUUCACAGCCCGCGAAGCGCUGCGUUAGUGCGGAUUAUAAACCGAUAACGCAUCAUCUCUGUUCACCCCAACAUAGAGACUGGGGCUAUCGGCCCGGAGAACAACAAUAGAGUGGGGACUCGGCAAAGCCCUGCUUCGUAUAUCCUGGGGACAUUUGACGAACAUUCGAUGAUGGGGCGAUGGGACAUCUGUGCGUGCACCUGCGGUUGACUUGCUGAAUCAUCCCUGCGAGUGCGGGGGGACCCCCAGAGCCCAGGCCUCCCGAAGCUCCUCGAGACUUGGCAUAACGUGAUCGAUUAUCGCGGAUCUAUCACAUAAUGAAAGAGGAUCAUCCCCUGAGAGAGAUUGGUGGCGAAAAGAGUGGAGUUUUGCGCAAAAAUCAGGGUGGAUAGUGGCAUCCCAAGAUCGCCGGAGCAGCAACGCGCGUGAUGUAUGUGAUGUAUCGAAUCGAAGCGAAGGGCUCCCGCGG